Acanthosepion pharaonis is the source of this 1575-nucleotide messenger RNA. The record is from the annotation of a GenBank genome assembly. Lineage: Eukaryota; Metazoa; Mollusca; Cephalopoda; Sepiida; Sepiidae.
AUGUUUUCCAUUCUAUCUAUCUAUCUAUCUAUCUAUCUAUCUAUCUAUCUAUCUUGUUUGUUCAUAUAUUUCAUUUGGUUCAUAACUAUCUUGUACAGUCUGUUAAUAUAUCUAUCUAAUAUUGUGUUAAUCGAAAUGGAUAGCUAUCGACUACUUUCAUUAUCUAUCUAUCUAUCUAUCUAUCUAUCUAUCUAUCUAUCUAUCUAUCUAUCUAUCUAUCUAUCUGUCUACUGCUUCAUCUAUCUAUCUAUCUAUCUAUCUAUCUAUCUAUCUAUCUAUAUUCAUAUGUUUCAUUCAGUUCAUAACUAUCUGGUACAGACUGCUUUUAUCUAUCUAUCUAUCUAUCUAUCUAUCUAUCUAUCUAUCUAUCUAUCUAUAUUCAUAUUCUGUUUUUAUAUUUGUCGUUUUUUGUCGUUGUCAUCAUUAUCAACAUCACUGUCUAUCUAUCUAUCUAUCUAUCUAUCUAUCUAUCUAUCUAUCUAUCUAUACACAUAUUUAUUUAAAUAUGUUCAUAUCUGUCACAGUCUCUUCAUAUCUAUCUAUCUAUCUAUCUAUCUAUCUAUCUAUGUAACAGUUUCAGUCUCCCUAUGUCUAUCUUUAUCUAUCUAUCUAUCUCAGUCUGUUCUUAUCUAUCUAUCUAUCUAUCUAUCUAUCUAUCUAUCUAUCUAUCUAUCUAUCUAUCUAUCUCAGUCUGUUCUUAUCUAUCUAUCUAUCUAUCUAUCUAUCUAUCUAUCUAUCUAUCUAUCUAUCUAUCUAUCUAUCUCAGUUUCUUCCUUAUCUAUCUAUCUAUCUAUCUAUCUAUCUAUCUAUCUAUCUAUCUAUAAUCUCAUAUACAUUCGUACCUGCUUUGAAGGACGCUCUAUGAUUCUCGCCGGCUCAUCAACAUUGAAGGAUCCGGAUCUCGAUAAUAAACCCCUUGCCCCUGGGGACAAAAAUGACAUCAUAAUCACCCUCACAGUCAUUUCCGUUAAUAUCUAUCUAUCUAUCUAUCUAUCUAUCUAUCUAUCUAUCUAUCUAUCUUUGAUAUCUAUCAAUAUCUAUCUAUCUAUCUAUCUAUCUAUCUAUCUAUCUAUCUAUCUAUCUAUCUAUCUAUCUAUCUUUGAUAGUCCGUUAAUAUCUAUGCAUCUAUCUACAAAUGAUAGUCAAUUCGUUAUCUCUGUCCGUCCAUCCGAACCGUCUCCCCCCUCUCUCUCUCUUUCUCUCUCUCUCUCUCUCUUUCUCGCUAUCGCAGCAGGGAAAGUAUCUAUCUAUCUAUCUAUCUCUAUCAUCUAUCUAUCAUCUAUCACCUUUCUUUGGAAUAAUAUUCCUUUAUCUAUCUAUGUUCAUAUAUCUAUCUAUCAUCUAUCUAUCUCAUCUAUUCUAUCUAUCUAUCUAUCUAUCUAUCUAUCUAUCACACUUAUAAUUUAUCUCUUAGAAUGUUCAUGUCUAAUGUUCAUGUCUGUCUGUCUAUCUAUCUAUUUAUCUAUCUAUCUAUCUCUUCGAUCUAUUCCUGGUUAUUUAUCUCUAGGUCUUUUCGCAUACAUCGCUCCAUCUGCGCUGAUCUGUAGCAACAUAUCCCUCUAUUUGCCAUUCUAA